Penicillium verhagenii is the source of this 2982-nucleotide messenger RNA. RefSeq lists its product as uncharacterized. Lineage: Eukaryota; Fungi; Ascomycota; Eurotiomycetes; Eurotiales; Aspergillaceae. The coding region runs from base 1 to 2982 and encodes 993 amino acids. The record is from RefSeq and is a predicted model, not a curated record. The transcript is spliced from 7 exons.
AUGGUCCUUUUCAAACGAAAGCCGGUCCAAUACCUUCCACGGCCCGUCAUUGAAGAUGACAAUUCCGAGGUCUGGGUUAUCCCAGAGACCAGCGAGGUCUUCAUGAGCUAUGAACCGUAUCUCCAGCGUAUGGAUUUUUAUAAACAACGUCGUUUUAUAUGUGAAAUCACUGGCCAUUCGGGGCUGAACUUUUUUGAGGCUUUUCGGAGUGAGAUGGAAGAGUCGCGCGAGGUCAACAACAGUUUCCCAGAGGCUUUGAAGGAGCCAAUUUUGCGACGAAUUCAAUUCGCGACGACCUCACGAGUUGAUAACCUGGUGGAUGAAGUAUAUGAUGAAUUCAAACAAGACUUCUAUCCCGGAGAGGUUGUCGUCAUCCUCCUGCAGGACACCACUAGACUUCAUGGCACGAUCAGGGACAAGGCCAACUUUGCUGAACAGCUUUUUGCUGACGGUACAAUCAAAACUCCCGCCUACGCUCGGUACUUAGUGAAGGUUUUGGACCGUCCUAACGAGGAAGCGCUGUUGGACCAAGAUCAUAUCACGCGUGACCGUAAGUCGUUCACAAAGUUGAUGCUGCGUGGCUUUAUCAAAAACAAUGUGACUCGUGAGUCUUGGACCGGUGCGCCCUGGUUGGUGAAACCAUCGAUCGCAGAGGAGUACAAAAUCUCCACAGAGGUCCCUAAACAUUUGCAGUACGGCGCAAAGGUCGCAGAAAAGAAGGCGAUGAAGAAAGCUGACCAAGACGGCUUCUUUGGAUUCUUCUCUUCUCAACAACUACCUGAAUUAAAGCCGGCUGUCAAAGGACAGAAAUCUAAGUUGUCAGCAAACGAUAUGGCCAAGUCGCGAGAAGCUCAAUAUCAAGAAUAUCAGCGAUCGCUGAACGGCAAUCCCUCGUUUCUCUCACCAAGCAACCCGCUCCGCCCUACCAAACCGCCGCUGGUCGGUGACAAGAAAAUGGCUUCUCCUGCGGUUGUUAUCAAAAAUGAAUCGAGACCUCCAUCACCACCUCCGAUCAAAUACCCAAUCGAGGAUCUAGAACUUGCCCCACGUCAUGAGAAAAGUCCUCGUCCUGCUUUGAAGCAUUUGAUUCUAGGUGAGCUGGAGGAGGAUGGAGCAGAGGAUCUCCUGCCCAAUGAGUUGGAGCCUGAGUCCGUCGGAUUGCUUCUCGAAACAUGGGACACCCUCAAUGUCUACUGUGAGGUGUUCCAGCUGGACUCAUUCACAUUUGAUGAUUAUCUUCAAGCUAUGCGCUUCGCAUCAGAGGAAAUUGAUUGUGAGUUGUUGGUCGAGUUGCACUGUGCCAUUCUGAAGAAGCUUGUCAACUCAGAAGAUCAAGGCGGUGCAAUUCAGAUCUCUCUCCCAGAUUUCCCCACGGAAGAUUCAGAUGACUCCGAAGAUGACUCCGAAGAAGACGAGGAAGAGGACGAUGAGGAGAAAGUGGAGAAAGCUCCUCGCAUGACUACCAGGGGAAGUCUUGCCAAGAAAGAAGCAGAGAGCUUGAAGGCACAAAUUGUUGAAGAAGAGCCCGAAGAGGAGCGCAUUCAUCGUGCCGCUGAAAUGUUUGAGAAGUAUGGAUGGAUUGAUCGCCUGCGGAAACGCGAUUUUCGCAAUGGUGGAUGGGAGGUCGUCAUGAUUGGCUUGCUGCAUCAAUUGUCUCUUCGUCCUCGCUCUGAAAAGACAUGCAACGAAAUCCUACAACACCUCGCCCCGCUCGAUGAAGAACCGACCCAGAGAACUGCCCAGGAACAAUACCGAACCCUGGAUGUCAAUUUGCGUGUCAAGGCUCUUCAGAUGAUUACUAUGCUUUGUCUGGAAACCAAGGCGAUUCGAAACUAUCUUGAAGAGUGCAGCAACCAGAUGACAGAGCUCCGCAAGGAGAAAAUUGAACAUCAGAAGGGUCGAAAAUUAUUGCUGAGUGAGCUUCGUCAGCUGCAUCAGGAACGGAAGGCUCUUCAACCAGAACCUGAAAAGUCACCCUCUCCUAUUCCUGAGUUGGAAGGAGAGAACAUGGAUGAUUCAAAGAUGACUGGAUUGGAAGGUGAUUCUGAGAUGCCUAUUGAUUCAGAGGAUGAGGACACACCCAGACCACGUGCCCUGCGUGGUGGAGUUGAUCGUGCCCUUGAACGCAAGCGCAAGCAGGAGGUAGAGCGAGAACGCAAGGAGCUGUUGGCUAAACAACCCAAGGGUACAAAGCAGUAUCAGCGCGUCCUCAAGAAGAUCGAUGAGCUGAAAGUCAAGGUCGCCAAGGCCGAGGAGGAAAUCGAAAAGGUGGACAAUGACUUGCGUGAGGCUGACUGCCCCCGGACUCGAUGCCUGGGAUUAGAUCGUUUCUGCAACCGAUACUGGUGGUUUGAGCGCAAUGCCAUGCCUUUUGAAGGAAUGCCAAAUAGCUCGAGUGCGGAUGCCCGAUACGCCAAUGGCCGCCUUUGGGUGCAAGGCCCUGACGAGCUGGAGAGCUCUGGGUUCAUUAACUUGACGGAUGAACAACACAAGCAAUACCACAAGCAUUUCCAGACCACCCCCGCUGAGCGCAAGAAGGUUGAGGAGGGAUCUACCCAUUUAUCGAGCGCCCGCGAAUGGGGCUACUACGACGACCCGGACACGAUCGAGCAGUUGAUCGAGUGGUUGGAUGCACGAGGAAACCGUGAAUGCAAGCUGUUCAAGGAGCUUCAGUUGCAGAAGGGUUACAUUAUGAAAUAUAUGAAGCAUCGCCAGGCUUAUCUAUCCGAGAAGACCGAGCGGGCCGAAUCUGAGGAGAUGCCCACCAAGCGGGUCACCACGCGUACCAAGACCUACGUGGAUGUCAAUGACCAUCGUCUUCGUUGUCUCCGGUGGAGCAAUUCGGUUGCACUUGCUGAGACCGGACACCUUCACGUUGACCCUGGUCGGCCAGCCAAGCGCAAGCGAAACACCGACGAUAUGCGUGAGAUCAAGGCCACUCGCGGUAAACCCUUGACUCGACGAGGUUCGCGCCGAGGAUAA